AUGCGUAAAGAGGUCAUGGCGAAACGUCGGUUUAGAAAACAUGAAAACUCUGAUGGUCAGCUACGCUCUCGUGCUAGUGGUAGUGCGGCCAAUGGGAACCCUCGGAAACCAGUGUUGAUAGCGGGGGCGCGGGAUAUGAAAGUGGUAUUGUUAGGUGGUGAAGUACGGGUGUCUGUGCUCUCGACGAGCGGCACGUGCUCCGACUUCAACUUUUUGUUCGUUCGUGCUCAUGCUAGUGUCCUGUUAGUAAUGACAAACCAACCCGGAAAAGUGAAUGAAGUUCCUACUCAUAAAGAGGUCUUGGCGAAGCUACGGUUCAACAAACACAAAAACUUUGGUGAUCAGUUACCUUCGCAAACGUCUCGUUGUGUCGGUGGAACAGUAGAUUCGAACUCGCAGGGGCUCAUUUCGGCUGCUGUGAAUGCUCAAGGUAUGCCUUCAACUGGUGGCGACGUGAAGCCCAAUCUUCGAAAGUCGCUGAAUUCUGGGUCCGCAGUUAGGCAGGUGGAUAACGCGCACUUGGGGAGACCCCUAUCGCCUGUUGAUGUUCACGGCAGAUCGGGCCCGUCACGAAUUGUUCCUAGAACCAACGAACCUCGUAAUCCACCACAUACCGACAAAGCAGUCCAUCUGGACUCACAGCCUUCCGUCAGCCUCGCAGUGGAGUUGGAGAGAAUGCAAGUUUUGGGCAGUGAAUUGCUUCGGAAUGAUGCACAGACCUCUGUUGAUACUGUGUCACCCUCAGCAAAUUCUCCCAAGAAACGACCUCGAAAACAAAAGGGCGCUCCUGCGGACGACGUAGCCCUUGCGAGACUCAGACCUAGACAUUCUCAUAACUUGGGCGAUAUCGGGGGGCGCGAUGUUAUCAUGUCCUCUCACGAGGAGGCCUAUGUUGGAUCAAGUAGCUCGCAGAUCAGUGUGCAAGGUGAAGGCGAGACAUCAGAAAUUGGAAAAUCGGAUCCAGGGCAAAUGAAUGACACAAACUUGGAGAUAACCAUUCCACAAAAUGUAAACAAUCCAGACGUAGACCAUCCUCGUAAAGAGAAGAUGCUUUACGUAAAAAGGAACCAGAGCCGCUUCAACUGGUAUCAGCUCAACCACAACCAAGCACGGCCACAGAAAGCACCUUUGCGAAGAAGGAGCAAAGGGGGAAGGGUCGAGCGCUUGCGGAACCUAUGA
Molecule: messenger RNA, 1179 nt
Organism: Laccaria bicolor S238N-H82
Lineage: Eukaryota; Fungi; Basidiomycota; Agaricomycetes; Agaricales; Hydnangiaceae
Exons: 7
Coding region: 1-1179 (392 amino acids)
Source: RefSeq, a predicted model, not a curated record